This is a messenger RNA of Phyllopteryx taeniolatus (common seadragon), 4677 nucleotides long. Its product is annotated as multiple epidermal growth factor-like domains protein 11. Bases 267 to 3662 code for a protein of 1131 amino acids. Lineage: Eukaryota; Metazoa; Chordata; Actinopteri; Syngnathiformes; Syngnathidae. The transcript is spliced from 25 exons. Gene Ontology annotation, molecular function: protein binding; scavenger receptor activity. Gene Ontology annotation, cellular component: membrane. The record is from RefSeq and is a predicted model, not a curated record.
GGAUAUGAGUGACUCAUCUGGUUGCCCCUGCUGCUCUUUGGUUGCAACGGGACCGAGGCUGCAGCAAGAGCAUCAUCACAGAUUGAGCACAAGUUCCGAACUCCACACGCGUUUCAUUCAUAUGACUUUGCCUUCACUCGGGUGAAAAAAAACAAAAAAAACAUUUACAGCAGUGGAAAUGCUUACCACCGUUCACACUUUGUAUUCAAGUUACGAGAAUUAACUUGACUGAAGACGCAUCGUAAAAGGACAGAGGGAGGACGACAAUGGGGGCCGUUGGUGUCUCCCUCCAAGUGCUACUGUGGCUCAGACUGUGCGGCCUCAUCUCUCUGGUGACCUCCCUGAACCCAGAUGAUCCCAACGUGUGCAGCCACUGGGAGAGUUACGCAGUGAGUGUCCAAGAGUCUUAUGCUCAUCCAUUCGACCAGGUCUACUAUACUCGCUGCACUGACAUUCUCAACUGGUUCAAAUGCACAAGACACAGGAUCAGCUACAAGACAGCCUACAGAAGAGGUGUGAGAACCAUGUACAGGAGACGCUCUCAGUGUUGCCCGGGUUUCUAUGAAAAUGCAGACCUGUGUGUUCCUUUGUGUACUGAGGAGUGUGCCCACGGUCGGUGUGUCUCUCCUGACACCUGUCAAUGUGAGCCUGGCUGGGGAGGACUGGACUGCUCCAGCGCCUGCGAAAGUGACUUCUGGGGUCCCCACUGCACUAAUCGCUGUCAGUGUCGGAACGGUGCCAAAUGUAACCCAAUCACAGGAGCCUGCGUCUGCAGAGAUGGCUAUCAGGGCUGGCGUUGCGAAGAACCGUGUGAGCCCAACUUAUACGGCAAAGACUGUCUGCUUGAGUGCCAAUGCCUGAACGGUGCAACAUGCCACCAUGAAAGCGGCGAGUGCCUCUGUGCACCUGGAUACACCGGGGCCUUUUGCGAGGACCCUUGUCCACCAGGAAAGCACGGCUCCCUGUGUGAGCAGCGCUGUCCCUGUCAGAAUGGUGGAAUGUGCCAUCAUGUGACUGGAGAGUGUUCCUGUCCUGCUGGUUGGGUGGGUCCCGUGUGUGCGCAGCCAUGUCAGUUUGGCUCAUUCGGCAUUAACUGCACCCUGGAGUGCACUUGUCGUAAUGGAGGCCUGUGCGACCACAUCAGCGGCCAGUGUCAAUGCACUGCUGGCUACAUUGGAGAAAGGUGCCAGGAUGAAUGUCCAGUUGGAAUGUAUGGACCGCAGUGUGCUCACAAAUGUGACUGCCAGAAUGGGGCUAAGUGCUACCACAUCAACGGGGCCUGUCUUUGCAAUGAGGGCUUCAAAGGUCCAAGCUGCCAGGACCGCUUCUGUCCAGCUGGAGUAUAUGGACCCCUCUGUGACAAGGACUGCCCCUGCAAACUCGCAAACACACUCAGCUGUCACCCUUUGUCAGGAGAUUGCACCUGUGCAGCAGGAUGGACAGGACUAUUCUGCAACGAGACCUGUCCAGCAGGUUACUACGGUGAAGGCUGCAAAGAAGUGUGUGACUGUGCUAAUGGAGCCGACUGCGACGGCGUCACUGGAGUGUGCAUCUGUGCGCCAGGAUAUAUAGGCGAGGACUGCUCUAUUAUCUGUCCUGCAGGCCUGUAUGGAACCAACUGCACAUCGUCAUGUUUCUGUCAAAAUGAGAUAUCAUGCUCACAUGUCGAUGGCUCGUGCAUCUGCAGAGAAGGUUGGCAAGGGGUGGACUGCUCCAUCCAAUGCUCCAGUGGAAACUGGGGUCUAACCUGCAAUCAGACAUGUCAGUGUGCUAACGGGGCAGCCUGUGACCCUGUUAAUGGAACCUGCUCCUGCUCUCCAGGCUGGAGGGAUGAAUUGUGUGACAUACCGUGUCAUGAGGGAUCAUAUGGUCUGAACUGCAAAGAGAGAUGUGACUGUGCAAAUGCUGAUGGCUGUGAUCCGGUAACUGGCUCUUGUCGCUGUGUCGCAGGUUGGACAGGUGUCCAUUGUGACAGUGUGUGUGAUAAGGGACAUUGGGGACCCAACUGUUCUUACACCUGCACCUGUGUGAAUGGAGGCUCGUGCUCCCCAGAGGAUGGCACAUGUGUGUGUGCUCCUGGUUACCGUGGCACCAACUGCAGACGAACAUGUUCACCUGGUUUCUAUGGCCAUCGCUGUAGCCAGUCGUGCCCUCAGUGCAUCCACAGUGAUGGGGCAUGUCACCACGUCACUGGCCACUGCGAAUGUUUGUCUGGUUUCUUUGGCACCCUCUGCAACCAGGUAUGUUCAAGUGGAAAAUAUGGUAAACACUGCGCCGAGACGUGCUUGUGCACAAACAAUGGCACUUGUAAUCCCAUUGAUGGCUCGUGUCAGUGCUACCCUGGAUGGAUUGGCGAGGACUGUUCCAAAUCCUGUUCUCAGGGCUCGUGGGGUCCCGACUGCAUUCACACAUGUAACUGUCACAAUGAUGCCCAGUGUAGCCCCACCAAUGGAGAGUGUGACUGCAGCCCUGGAUGGACAGGGCUCUUCUGUACUCAGCGCUGCCCAACAGGUUUCUACGGCGCUCAGUGUGCUGAAGUUUGUCACUGUCAGAACGGGGCUGACUGUGACCACAUCAGUGGGCAGUGUUCAUGCAGGACAGGGUUCAUUGGAGAGAGCUGUGAACUUAAGUGUCCUGCUGGGACAUUUGGUUAUGGCUGCCAGCAACUUUGUGAAUGUAUGAACAACGCCACAUGCGACUACGUGACAGGAACCUGCUAUUGUAGCAUUGGAUUCAAAGGCAUCCGCUGUGACCAAGCAGCCCUGUUGAUGGAGGAGCUGAACCCUUACACCAAGAUCAGCCCUGCUCUUGCAUCCGAGCGUCAGUCAGCAGGCGCCAUCCUGGGCAUCAUCUUUCUGCUGCUGCUCAUUAUGGCCAUGCUGGGUCUGGUGGUUUGGUUGCGCUACCGAGGCCACCAUAUCCCGAGUGUCACCUACACACCCACCCUGCACAUCAACUCCACUGACUACUCCCUCUCAGCAGGGCUUCAGUGCACUGGCCCGCUCGCUUCUGCAGAGUCGUCACCUUGUAACAGCUCCAUAGGCCACUGCUUCUCCAACCCCAGCUACUGCACGCUGGGACCCUGCACCUAUGCCGCCCACUAUGCCAAACCGGACAAGAGGCGCUCCACCAAGAUGAAGGCCAAACGACGACACAGGAACAGUGCUCCAGAGUGGGGAGCCUAUUGUAACCUCAGUGAGAUGGGUGUAUACUGCAUUGACCGGCGUUACAGUUACCAAGUGGAGCCGCGCAACAGAGACUACAUGAAGAGCUCCAUGUCCAGCACCUGCUCACUCAACAGUGAAAACCCGUACGCCACCAUCAACGACCCACCUGGUUUGGCGUGCAAACACUCGGAGAGCAGCUACGUGGAGAUGAAAUCACCAACUCACCAUGAACACAUCACGCACCACUGUGCUGCUACCAUCAUGAACAUUUCCAGUACCAAUGUGCCUGCCAAGAAUGUCUACAAUAUGGAGCCCACCAUCAGUAUCAUCCCAGGAGCUGGAGGUGUGGUGGUGCCCAGUUACCCACAGAACCCUUAUGAUCUGCCUAGGAACAGCCACAUCCCCAGCCACUAUGACCUGCUGCCCGUGCGGCCCAGCCCCUCGCACAGCCACAGCCCUCCUCUGCCUGGAAGCCCCACUGGCUCACUGCUCUAGAACACCUCCCACACUGGAAACCCACCCAUCCUGCCUGCCCCUCUGUGAACUGGACUGAAUCCAGUUUGAAAUAACUUGGAAACUGUGAAGAGGCAGUUUGUUUUUUGUAGUUUUCAGUAAGUGGGGGUUCCAAAGGACAACAGGUGUGAGAUGCAGUGUCCACUACACUGCACUGCUAUUUCAUAGUUUAUCAUGUUUGAAUUUAGGUGUAAAACUUAUUUGUUUUCAUUGUCCCCCCCCCCCAAAAAAAAAAAAACAAAACAAAAAAAAAAUCAGUAGAGGAAAUAUAGGUAGGUAGGUACAGCAGUGUUCCUUUUUGUGGAUGUUUUUCAUAUAUUCACUGGUGGAAUAGAUCUCCUGGACACAUGACACACACACACACACACAAAAUUUGUGUCAGCAAGUUAGAUUGAUUCAGCUUACUCAACUCUAGGUGGACACUGAAAAGGACACACACGCACACAAAGCAAGCAAAAUUACCACAGCAUUAAUAAGCACUAUUUUUACACAAUCUUUCCAGUUUACAUUCUUCUUUUUGUAUGUAUUGUAGAAAAAAAUGUCUUAGCUGUACACUUUGUCUACUUGUAAUUGUUAAUUUUUGUUGCAUCAGGGUGAAUACACAUGCAUGCCAAAUAUUAUUGUCGUUAGCCAGCAAUAUUCUUAUUACAUCACUUGAAGCUAAUUUUGUCAUCUGCCAGACUCCACAUUAGACUGUCACACUGACAUAGCAGUUUCCAAUGGGAUGAUUCGAUAUAAAACAAGACUGAUUAAGACUAAUAUUCAAGCAACGUCUUGCUAGUAUUCCGGUGCAACAUACAGACUGCGUUCUUCCCUUUUGUGGCAAUGUUAAAUUUUUAUCAUUAUUAUUAGAGAUCAAGUAGAACUUUAAUAAAUGUAGGAAGCCAUACUCAAACAAAUCAGUACUGUGAACCUACUGCAAAUCAGUUCUUCACCACUCAAAUUAUCAUCUGUUAUUGUUCCAAAUUGAUCCAGUUUGUAUAGCGGUACCUUUUCU